CGUUGAUCGGUACAGUUGAUAUUUUCAUCUCCGUGUCGAGUUACGAUGGCGAACGCGAAUACUGUGGUGCGUGUGAAACAAGGAGAGCUACGUGGCGUAGUCGAGGAAAAUGCCUAUGGAAAUAAAUUUCUCGCGUUUCGUGGAGUACCAUACGCGAAACCACCGCUUGGUCCACUCAGAUUCAAGGAUCCAGUGCCAGCCGAACCAUGGACGGGAGUGAGAGACGCAUCGAAAUUCGGCGACGAGUGCGUCCAAAUCGAUAUACUUACUCGUCAAUUAAUAGGAACCGAGGACUCUCUGUACUUAAACGUGUACAGACCGAUUAACGAAUCACCGAAACGCGCGGUCAUGGUGUGGAUCCACGGCGGCGCUUUCAUGAACGGAUCUGGCAACGACAGGUUUUACGGUCCCGAUUAUCUCGUUCGAAAGGACGUUGUCCUCGUCACGAUUAAUUACAGGGUCGGUAUACUGGGUUUCCUGAAUUUGGAGGACGAAAUUGCGCCCGGUAAUCAGGGUCUGAAGGAUCAAGUAAUGGCUCUGAAAUGGAUUAAAGAGAAUAUAUCAAGCUUCGGCGGAGAUCCGAACAACGUAACCAUAUUCGGAGAGAGCGCCGGUGGAGCCUCCAUACAUUAUUUAACCAUAUCUCCAUUAUCGCAAGGGCUAUUUCACAAAGCAAUAGCGCAGAGCGGCGUGGCAGUGAACCCUUGGGCCUACAUAAAGAAAGAUCCGAGGAAAUACGCGUUCCAGGUGGCUGCGCAACUAGGCGAACAUUCCACUGAUCCCGCGACCGUGCUCGAGUUCUUCAGGAAGGUGGAGCCUGCGGAACUCAUCAAUGCCGAGCACAAACUUCUAACGCCCGAGAUCUGUUUCACCACGUUCGGAUUGUUCGGACCAGGUGUCGACAAAAAAUCCCCGAAUCCGUUCUUACCAGAACUUCCAAGUGAACAGAUGCAACAAGGAGUCAAAGUACCGUUCAUGAUUGGCUACGCCGAAAACGAAGGCGGCUCGCUCAUUAGCCUGAUGAUCACCCCUAACGCGACCAAGGAGACCUACGAAAAAAUAGACAAGAACUUUGAGUCGAUCCUUCAUCCAGAAAUGCUAGAGACCAUGAAAAAGGAGGGAGUCACAGCAAGCGACAUAAAACGUAUUUACUUCGGCAAACAACCGAUUUCGGAAAACACGCAGCAGCAACAUGCAGACUUGAUAAGCGACGCGUUCUUCGUUCGAGGUAUAUUCGACGUCGUGAGAAUUCAACAAGAGAAGAACCUCCGACCCACGUACUUCUAUAAAUUCACCUACGACUCUCCGAUGUCUUUGGCGAAAGCUUUCUUCAAGUCUACACUGAAAGGAGCGACCCACGGGGACGAAUUGUCGUAUCUAUUUUACGCUUAUAUGGCGAAAGAACUGAAUAUACCGCCACCGGCACCCGGAAGCGAGAGAUACAAAGUAAUGGAGUACUUGACUCAAAUGUGGACCGAUUUCGCGAAAACAGGGAACCCGACACCGAAAACCACGGAUCUUAUUACAACAACAUGGAAACCCAUCGAGAAAGGAAACGAAUACGAUUAUCUGAACAUCGGCGACACGCUAAAGAUGGAAACUACCAGCAAGGAUGAUCAGAGAUUCAACUGGAAGAGCAUGAAGAACAAAUUAUAAUCGCAUUUUUAAUCAUCGAACGUUAUAUGUGGGGUAGCAGGCCUAUCUUGUAAUUUUUUUAAAAUUUUUUACUAAUCGUUUUCAAAAAUGAAUUUAAAUAAUGUUUUUA
Messenger RNA from Megachile rotundata (alfalfa leafcutting bee), 1765 nucleotides. RefSeq names its product esterase E4. The record is from RefSeq and is a predicted model, not a curated record. Lineage: Eukaryota; Metazoa; Arthropoda; Insecta; Hymenoptera; Megachilidae.